UUCUCACCAUGAUCAACCAGUACCAGUGUGAUGACACUUUACCCAUAAACCCCCUCUCCAUGCUGCUCAACGGCAUCGUGGAUCCCGCCGUCAUGGGCGGCUUCGCCAAAUACGAGAAGGCGUUCUUCACGGAUGAAUACAUGAACGAACAUCCUGAUGACAGAGACAAACUCACGAGACUCAAAGACCUCAUCGCAUGGCAGAUCCCGUUGUUGGGCAGAGGAAUCAGUCUGCAUGGAAAAAGGGUGACUGAUGACCUUCGACCUUUCCAUGAACGCAUGGAGGAGUGUUUCAAACAGCUGAAGAAGAAGGUGGAGAAGGAGUACGGAGUGAGAGAGCUGCCGGAUACGGAUGAGAGACGAUCCACUCGGCCACGCUCUAUGCUGCGCUCGGUUCGACAGUCUAUCUGCUCAUUGGCUGGAUCUGAAUGUGGAACGCCCACUAAGACACACCCAGAGAG
Molecule: messenger RNA, 460 nt
Organism: Sinocyclocheilus rhinocerous
Lineage: Eukaryota; Metazoa; Chordata; Actinopteri; Cypriniformes; Cyprinidae
Product: dedicator of cytokinesis protein 2-like
Exons: 4
Biological process (GO): myoblast fusion; cell migration; small GTPase-mediated signal transduction
Cellular component (GO): cytoplasm; plasma membrane
Molecular function (GO): small GTPase binding; guanyl-nucleotide exchange factor activity
Source: RefSeq, a predicted model, not a curated record